Molecule: messenger RNA, 426 nt
Organism: Homalodisca vitripennis (glassy-winged sharpshooter)
Lineage: Eukaryota; Metazoa; Arthropoda; Insecta; Hemiptera; Cicadellidae
Product: proton-coupled amino acid transporter-like protein pathetic
Exons: 3
Coding region: 1-426 (141 amino acids)
Biological process (GO): amino acid transmembrane transport
Cellular component (GO): vacuolar membrane
Molecular function (GO): amino acid transmembrane transporter activity
Source: RefSeq, a predicted model, not a curated record
AUGGGCGGUGAUAUCCAGUCCAAAAUAGUAAAGGUGAGCGUGGCUCUCGCUGUGUUCUUCACCUAUGGACUACAGUUCACUGCUUGCUUCGAGGUGGUCAGGAAGGCUGCCCAAUCUCACAUUGGUAAGGGCAGGGAAUUAGUGGGAUUCUACAUCAUCAGGAAUCUUCUCAUUUUUGGCACAGUACUGUUUGGGAUAGCAGUGCCUCAACUAGCUCCAGUCAUCUCCCUGGUCGGGUCAGUGGGGUUCUCUGUUCUGGGACUGUUCCUGCCGGCCAUCACAGAGACUAUCGUCUUCUGGAACGGCGGCCUCGGCUGGGGGCGGUGGCGUCUCUGGAAUAACGUCGGGCUCGCUAUCAUCGCUAUCUUCGCCCUCAUCAGUGGGACCAGCGACGCUAUAAGAGACAGUUCCUCCAACUAUCAAUAG